This is a messenger RNA of Aspergillus japonicus CBS 114.51, 639 nucleotides long. RefSeq lists its product as uncharacterized. The annotation marks the transcript as partial. The record is from RefSeq and is a predicted model, not a curated record. Lineage: Eukaryota; Fungi; Ascomycota; Eurotiomycetes; Eurotiales; Aspergillaceae. The transcript has a single exon.
AGUAACCAUCAGAAAAGACAUCGAAUGUCCAUCCUUCACGUCACCUCGAGUAUAGUGUCAGGUACAGGUGCUCUGCCCCUGGCGAUGAAAGGGGGCCCGAUGCCGAUCGCUUUGUCAUCCCUCCUGUGGCAAGAUCCAGCAUUGCCACCGAAGAGAAAAAUCUUUCCAGGGUUAUUCUCGAAUAAACUUUAUCAGGAACCAGAUCGUGGUUCAUCGGAGAGACCGACGAUCAAGCGGAAGAAAAAAAAAAAAAGCAUUCGCCAUGCCCUAGAGAGCAAGACAUUUUGAAGGGAGAAAUGCAGAGAGCAAAAAAAGAGAAUAGGACAAAAAGAUGACUGGUCAGGGACUCGAACCCAGGACCUUAUCCGUGUGAAGGAUACGUGAUAACCAACUACACCAACCGGCCAUUUCUUGGAGGAAUGCUACUACAGCAUGAACCUUGACAGCUGUCCUGAUUAGUCCCGGUGCACCACAUCAAAAUAGGCUCAAGCAAGCUGGAUAAGAGUGUCGAUCAUCCAGUCAAUCAGGCACAAAUAUGAACCGGCCACAGUGGGAAUCCCUACCGAAAACGUUUUGAGUACAACUCAAUUUUUGCCACCGCAACCACAACAAUCACACCACAAAUCAGGUCAGGUCGAG